CAGGAGGAAAGAGAAGCCAAAGCAACUGCAGCCCGAGAGCCUGAGGCAAGGAGCGCACCUCCUGCACCCGAGCAGAACCGGCGAGAUGCCCCGAGUAGAUGCCGAUCUCAAACUGGACUUUAAAGAUGUCUUGGUUAGACCUAAGCGAAGCAGCCUCAAAAGCAGAGCAGAGGUGGGGGCCUAUCCAAACGAGCAUGCUUUUUUUCUUAAUACUUCGCAUCUAACUCCGGUGGAUCUUAUGCGUACUUUCACAUUCCGUAAUUCUAAGCAAACCUACACUGGGAUCCCCAUUAUAGUAGCAAAUAUGGACACCGUAGGCACUUUUGAAAUGGCACAGGUUAUGGCAAAAUAUGCAAUGUUCACUGCAAUUCACAAGCAUUACUCUCUGGAACAGUGGGAGCUGUUUGCAAGCAAUCACCCAGAAUGCCUAGAGCAUGUAGCUGUGAGCUCAGGCAGUGGCAUGCCCGACUUUGAGAAGAUGACCAGAAUCAUAGAGGCCAUUCCCCUUAUCAAGUACAUUUGCUUGGAUGUGGCCAAUGGUUAUUCAGAAUACUUUGUGGAGUUUGUGAAAGCUGUCCGCAUCAGAUUCCCCAAGCACACAAUCAUGGCAGGUAAUGUGGUGACUGGAGAGAUGGUGGAAGAACUUAUUCUAUCCGGAGCAGACAUUAUCAAAGUUGGAAUUGGACCAGGAUCUGUGUGCACCACUCGGAUAAAAACUGGUGUGGGUUAUCCACAGCUGAGCGCAGUGAUUGAAUGUGCAGAUUCUGCUCAUGGACUGAAGGGGCAUAUAAUAUCCGAUGGGGGAUGCAGCUGUCCAGGAGAUGUUGCCAAAGCUUUUGGAGCUGGUGCUGAUUUUGUGAUGCUCGGGGGCAUGUUUGCAGGACAUGACCAAUGUGCUGGAGAGAUUAUUGAAAAAAAUGGCAAGAAGGUGAAGCUCUUCUAUGGAAUGAGCUCUGACACAGCCAUGAAGAAGCAUGUGGGAGGUGUUGCAGAAUACAGAGCAUCAGAGGGCAAAACCGUGGAGGUGCCUUACAGAGGGGAUGUGGAGGAUACCAUUCGUGACAUCCUGGGUGGCCUACGAUCUACCUGCACCUACGUGGGAGCUGCCAAACUCAAAGAGCUUAGUCGAAGGACAACUUUCAUUCGGGUAACUCAGCAGCACAGCACAGCUUAUUAGCCAAAGAGGAAAAAGCUGUGGGGCUGUGAAAUGUGCUGUCUGUUUCUCCCCUUCCAUUUUUUGGUGGGGGGCAAUACGGCUUCUUGCUGGUAUACUUCUAGCUAGAAGAGGAAGCAGGUUGAUUGCCCCCGCCAAAAAAGUUUGUUGUAGUGGUGGGGUUAAGCCUAAGGAGGUCAAGCCAUACACUUCAGCUAUGUCCAUGAUGAUUUAUUCUUUGUUCAAAAUACAGUAGCACUCUUAUUUUAUAGCCUUGUCUAUUUAAAUGAGAAAUCUAGUUUGACCUAGUCAGAUCUUCAUUCUGUUGGAACAAUUCCUGUUACCAAUAUGAGCAAACCCACCCAAGCUUUUUAUAGUCAACUGACCAGUUUUUUCUGCUCCUUUAACAUGGUGCAGAAGUCAGAAAAGCCUGGAGAGCAACUGUGAAAACUAGAAGGUGCUCAUUGCCAGGGUGUGGCCCUAGCAUGCCAACCUUCGGCCAACACCUCUAGAACUAAAAUUUAAAAAAUUAAAAUGCUGCUUUAUUUUCUCUGUGACAUUAAGUACUUGAUUUUUAAUGUGUGCUGAUAUAUUCAUGUUCUUAAAAUUGUUGAUUAAAUAGUUAUAUUAAUUUUAUUGCAAUGCUUUGCUGGCAGAGACAUUCAAACAAAGGAAAUGGACAUGUCUUUUAUAUUCAUGUAGAAUACCGUAUUUCCAAGAUAACGGUGGUUGCUAUAUUUCUCAGAUUCCUUUGGUUAAGGGCAGAGGACAAACACCAGCUUCAUAUAUAUAUUUUUGGUUCCUACUGUUCAGGGCCUGAUUAAGCCACCUCAUUCCAUUUAUCAAAGAUCAAGUGUUUCCAGACACUACAAAAUACUUGCAGGGAAGUUGUAAGUGGAGUUCUGUAGUUUUAGGCGCCAGUCAGGGCCAUAGAUCUUCGGCCCCACAGCUCCUCGUAACCAAGGCCUUUCCGAUAAGGGGCAGUGUGGUCAUGACCUUCAGUCUGGAACUUCAUUUGUCAAAAUGUCUAUCAUCACUGUGGUUGUUUGGGGGGUGGCAGGGCCAGAAAUGUGGAAACUUAUCCAAAUGCAAUAGGGAUUUCAUUAUCAGAAAUGCUAUGAAUCUGAACAAACCUAGUCACUGGUUCACUGGCUAAGGUUUUAUUUUGUCAUGCAGGCCUUCUGCUGCUGUGACUUCCUUUUCCUCCAAUAUAAGUGAUGGCUGCCUGCCUCUAACAUUAAAGUGCUGGACAGUGAAAUUACCAAGUCCCAGGGUGCAUCUGCUUCACUUUCUUACAUGAACGUGAAUGACUGCAUUCAUAGAUAGAUAAGACACAGGAUUACCUGUUAUGACACUGUUAGACUGAGGGCAAAACCUACCUUCCCUCCUCCAUUUGACAGAGAGCUCAGAGGCGCAUACUGCUUCCAUCUCAGUGAGUUUGUGUAAUCAACUCCCUCCCUUGGAGUCAUUAGCAGCCUUCCUUUGAAAAGCCAGUUUAACCUGGGGUGGGUGGAAAUGUGGCAGGAGUGUAGGAGUAUGCCAAUGGAGAAAUGUAAUCUACUCAUCAUUUGCUGAUUAUUUUACUUGCAUAGAUGAUCUAAUAAGUAAAGAGACAAGUGGGCAUACAAAUGUACACACUAAUUUCUGAACUGGAACAGUGUCUUAAAAUCACAGCAGAAAAGAUAGCAGCCUAAUUUGCUAGCAGGUUUGAAUUUUCUGGGAUAUUGAGAGCUACAGCAUCACAUCUGUUGUACUUUUAAAGUACUCAAUCCCAUCCUGGAAGACACCGCAACCAACUAUAUUGAAGGUGUGUGGUCUAAUUAUAUAUUACAUUUUAGGAACUUGUACUGGAUUAAAAAAAAAAGUCUCUUCAUUCUCUCCAGUAUUUCUUUAUCUUCUAAUUUUGAGACUUAAAAGGUACAGACAAAUGGUCCUUUAGCAGUUAAGACAGAAAAUUUCAUAUUACAACAGGUCCUUCCCUGUCAGCCCUAUGGACUUGGCUGUCGUCAAGUCUUUGAUACAAUAACUGGAAUAACAAAAUUCACAGCUUGUACAUGUGUGCUACACGGAACUUGACAGUGGAUAUGCGUAGUUGCUGGGCAUUCACAACCAUGACAUUUCCAAAGCUGAACACAUGCAAGUGAUCUGAAAGCACAGUGGAAGUUUUUUUUUUUAAGGAAUGAUUUUUAAACAUCAAAACUGAAAUCUUGAACCCACACUUACUGAAAAGUAAGUUCCACUGAGUACAGUGGGGCUUGCUUGUGAGUAGUCAUUCAUUGAUUGUGUUUUGAAAAAAAUUGGGUUGAUUUAAAUAUAAACAGGAAUAUGAUUCUUUAAAACAUACAUUCUCUAUUUGAAACAAACUAUUCCUAACUUUCCCCUUAGAACAGAAUCACCUUUCCCAUUGCAUGGCAAAGCUUUGCAACACUUGAUACGUUUGGAUUUGGUUAUGUUUCCACCAUCAUUCUAAAAGUGUUAAGACUGCAGAACGAAAAUUAGGUACACCUGCUCCCACCCUCAAAUUGGCUGGGCAUCUCUCAUGACCUUGCAAUGCAAUGGUAUUUUAAAACCAACAUACCUGCUUAAGACACUUCUGGUUUCACAUGAAAGAGAACUAACAAGAGCAGCUGAAAUGACCUGCUGAAAAAAAAUUAUUUAAACCUAAUUGAAUAGCAUGUGGUGAGAUUGUACUAGAUGCCUGUGCAAGCAGAGAAUGGAUGCCUUACAAAUAAUGCACAUAUAUGUUAGAAGUGUGCAGAUACUUUUUAAAUCAAUGUAGAAUAUUGCACAGACAGGAAAAGCCACACCAGGGAGGCCAGUUCUUACAUUAUUGCAGUGGUGGGGGAAGCACUUGCCUUAAGACACUCUGCCCUAUCACUCAUCAUAACGUAAGACAGGGAGAAGUUUCUGCUAGUGGUAAUCUUUGGCCUUCCCAAAUGUUGAAGACUCUACCUCCCAUCAUCCCUGGCCACUGCCAUUGUUGAUUGGGGUUGAGGCCCAACAUCUGGAGGUUUUGAACCCGUUUAGCAAGCACCAGCCUAUACCCCCACCUGAGGAUAUAUUAUUGCAGUAUUAUGUGGAUGGGUCCCCGUACCUUGUGAGCAGACCCCUAGGGAAGUUAACUGUGUCUUGCCUUCCUUCUUGGCAUGGCACCUGCAGAGCCACACUGUACAGAAAGCUCUUGCCGGAAGUCAUACUUGAAGCUUUGUGCUCUGCCAGUGACCCUACUGCUAUAAACAUCCUAAAGGAAAUUGAACAAUACAGCCCAACAAUAUCUGCACUCCCCUCCCCUUACCUCCAUUCUUCCUUGAUUUUAUUUAGGAAAGCAAGUCCUCAAGGUACAUCCAAUUUGGAUGCAGCCACUGAAAUCACACACAACUGGAUAAAAUGUCAAAGUAUCAUAAUUUAAGGAUGCAUGAAUACAAAGAUAAUGGAACAGAAUGAGCUUUAAAUGAAUUCAGAAUGCACAAUCAUACUAUGCAUGCAUUAUAUGACUAAAGUUCCAGUUUUUCUUUGAAUUCGGGUGUGUGGCAGGGGACUGGACAAUAGAAUUGAACUGUGAUUUAUAUAAAACAGAAUGGCAAUUAUAUGCAAUAUGCAUCAAAUUCUGUGUAUAUUUUAUUAUGGAAAAAAUAAAUAUGUUUUAUU
Molecule: messenger RNA, 4801 nt
Organism: Lacerta agilis (Sand lizard)
Lineage: Eukaryota; Metazoa; Chordata; Lepidosauria; Squamata; Lacertidae
Gene: GMPR
Product: guanosine monophosphate reductase
Exons: 9
Coding region: 86-1177 (363 amino acids)
Biological process (GO): nucleotide metabolic process
Cellular component (GO): GMP reductase complex
Molecular function (GO): GMP reductase activity
Source: RefSeq, a predicted model, not a curated record